This is a messenger RNA of Lactuca virosa, 336 nucleotides long. NCBI's taxonomy places the organism in Eukaryota, Viridiplantae, Streptophyta, Magnoliopsida, Asterales, Asteraceae. The record is from the annotation of a GenBank genome assembly.
AUGGCGAUUUCCUCCUCAUUCCACGAUCCUCGCUUCUACUCUUUAAGCAUCUCAGUGAUUGUUAAAGCAAGUAGUGGCCCAAGGUAUGUGGUCGGUUUCAUAACUGAUUCAAUUUUGAUGAGUAAACAGGGGCAUGAAAAGAAGCCUGCUGCAGGGGUGGAUAGCAAUCUCCAUGAAGAAGCUGACUUAGUUGCUGAACAUGGAAAACCGGUAAAUGACCAUAACACCCCUGAUAUAAAUUUUCCGGACACUGUUGUCCCUGGCACGCCUAAACUUGAUCGGAAACUUGGUGCACCUGCAAAAAGGUUCAGCCCACCAUCAGCAGGGGAUUGCUGA